AUGGGAAAUUUCUCAAAAAUUAUUCUAUCAAUCAUUUUUCUACUUUCAAUCAAAGAAUUGCUCGGAAAAUCGCCAAAAGAUGUUCACAAAAAUGAGCAACGUCUUAAAAUGAGCAAGAUUUUGAAACCGCGACUUGGUCAAGCCUAUCAAAGAUGCUAUUCUUUUGUGACUCCAAUGGAAUUGAUCAAAAUGGAAACUCCGCCGUUUUAUUGGAUGAGCAAAAAAAUGCUGAAAUUGAUGAAUUCGGAGAGGAAUUUCGAGGUUUUUUGUGAUUAUGUGACUGAAACUAUGGUCAAGAAGAGGAGUGUGGAUUAUUUUGGGAAUAGUUGGAAGGGUUUGGUGAGUUUUUUGGGGAGAAAUAAAAUUUGAUGUUUUUGAACAGUUUUAACCAAAAAUCAUGUAAUUUGGUGAAGUUUUACUCGAAAAAUAAACGUGGCACUUUUUUUAAAUUUGAAAAUGAUAAAAAUUUACUUGACACGUGGAAAUUGACGUGAAAAACAAUUUUAAAUUUUUUUUUUGGAAUUCGAAAAACAAUUCAUUUUUCCUGAAAUUUUAUCUGUAAUUUUCUUAUUUUCAAAAAUAACAAAAUUUUUUCUUCAUAGAAAAAUUUAUUCUUAAUCAGGACAGAAAAAAGUUCAUAAAAUUUUCACCCAAAAACCUCCGAAAAUUUUUAAUUUUGAUUCAAAUUUCAAAAACAAACUUGUGAUCCUUAUUCAUAUCCUCAGAAUUUAUCCGAACAUUUUUUGCGAUUUGUUCAAGGCACAAUUUUUAGCGCACUGAAAAUUGUCUUCUAGGGACGUUUUUUUCCGAGAAAAAACCCCUAGGAACAGAAACGCCGUGAAAAAUCGAGUUUUUGUUGGAUUUCUUGAUUUUUUGUGGAGGAGAUGAAUAAGUUCAACAAGUUUUUAAGGAAACAUAUCGGGUUUGGAGAUUUUGAGGAAAAAGUCAAUAAAAUCAGAAAACAAAUCAACAAUUAUGAAAUUGAUGCAAAUCUUGUGAAGAGUCUGUAAAAAUUCUGAAAAUUUUCCCUGAAAAUCCAAGAAAAAAAAAGUUCAGUGUGAAAAAUAGUUUAGAAAAAAAAGAAAAAAAAGUUCAGUGAAAAUUUCAAUAAAAUUGGAAAAAAUACACUGUGAAUUAUGUAGAAGGCUCAAAAUGGAUGAUUUUCUAGGCCGUGGACUAGAAUUUCAGGUUUCUUGGAAUUCUAGGCCGCGGAUAAGUAAAUUAUUUUUAUUGCAAGAUUUUCAAAAGAAAUGGCCUAGAAAGUUUACGUAUUUCUAGGCCGAGGGACUAGGCCAAAUUUAAUCUUUCCGUCGCUUUUUCGUGAUCCUGUUUGUUUCCUCAACUUUUUUUCAUUGUAGCUUGAAUUUUUGUCGUUUUCUUCAAUUUUUUUCGCCCAGAGUCGUAUUUUUGAAUAUCGUGUUCCUGAUUUUCAUAUUUUUUUUUCCGCGCUGAUCUCGGUGGAACUCCCACGUGAUGAACUUUCGGAGCGUGCCAGUCGGCUACUCCCUUCCCGAUUCCUAUCCCUAUCCCUUGGUUAUUCUGUGAAGUGAUUAUAUGGGUGAUCGGCCCUAUGAUGAUCCUAACUACUGGAAUUACGGAUUCCGAGCUACUCAUACUGCCACUAUUUAAGGGGACUAACCUUUGUAAGUCGCUAACGCGCCAUUAAUUAACAUUGUCGAGUAAUAAUGUUUAUUCAAUAAUAUAGUAUCAGAGAAAAGUACUUAUUAGCGAAGCAUAGAGGAAUGCCGGGGGGCGGAGCAUGAAUGAAUGUUGCGAAGUUCGUUUAUAUACGGUUUCAGAACAAUUACAGCCGUUCCAUUUCUCAUCACUAAUCGGGCCUCAUCACUAAUCAUCUCUAGUCCGCACCAUAUGUUCCCAUUGGUGUUCACGGUCCAAACCAUCGUCGCUUUUUCCGAUUGACAACUUCCAUGUGUGUAUUCGCACGUGUUGAGGUCCAUCGAGAUUAAUAAGAGAGAAUAAUAAAGAUCAGCAAUACAAUAAUAAAAAUAAUAAGAAUGAUCAGCACUGCAAUAAUAAAGAUCAGAGCGUUCUAAACUACAAUAAUUGAAUUAUGGAAAGAAUAAUAGAGAGAAUGUUAGAAGGUUAAAAAAAAAAGAAUUUCUACUAGACUAAAUGAGAGAUGGGUUAGUAGCCUAAAUAAGAGCUAUACUAUUGAAUGGGACGUAGGACCAGUUAGAGGUACAAUGCUAGGGUAAGGUGUUACUUCGCCCUAGUCCACAUCUCGGUGGAACCUCCAUGUGAAGGUAUGUUAACCUCCCUUCUCUAACUAGUCCCUGAUCCCUCGGUUAUUACAUGAAAUGGAUAUUGGUAUGAAAUGAAUAAGAGUAACUAUUUAUUGUGAAGAAAACAUAUAAGAGAAAUUACAUAGCGGGGAAAAGGUAGACUGAAGUGGGCGGCGUCCUAUGGCCUUUUUAUUGUGCGUUGAGGCGAUGGGCGGAGCAUGAGGGCCUCACAGUGGUACUACGAUGUUGUGGUGACGUCGGAAGUAUUGUCGAACCGUCAUGUUGCCGUAUGUUCUGUGAGUGAUACGGCUAUUUGACCUUCAAUUCGCAGCGUUCUUUUGAGAGCCAUUUCGACGUCGGCAUACGUAUUCGUCGGCUCGAAUCCCACGAGUUGUUCUUAGAUGUAUGUUUGGUGCGCUGACUAGUGCAAGGUUUCAUUGUAGCCUUUCUGGUGUCAUAAAGGUGACAAAUGAAAAAUAUAUUUUUUUAAGAUAAAAAUCGUACGUUCGUAGCUUUUUGCGUAUAAAAUGCAUAUUGUAAGAAAACCCUUUUCGUUCGUAGCUUUGAAAAAAAACUUCGUGAAUAAUUUUUUUAUGCCAGAACUCUGGCUGCAUGAAAUUUGAAAAAUUGUACGUUCCUAGCUUUUGCGUAAAAAUGAAAAUCUUUCCCAUCAAUUCGUGCUUUUAAAAACUUCGUAAAUAAUUGUCAGCCAAAGUUUUGGCUGCGUAAAAAAUAAAAAAAAACAAUAAAACUUGAUUUGAAAAAAAUAAAACGUUCGUAGGUAGCUUCUGUGUAAAAUUAAAAACAAACUCUUUUUGUUCUUAUCGCGCUGAAAAUUAAAUUCUUUCUAAUUUUGAGCUCGUUUUUAGAAAUUUUUUAAAGCUCUAAUUUGCCUUAGGUUAGAGACCAGGGUUCCGAACCGAUUCUGAAUUUUCGGUUUGGGUCGGGUCCAACCGAAAAAACCCACCCAAAACCACCCACUUAUACCCAGUUCUAAAAUAGAACCACCCAGAACCGAACCCGAAAAAACAGUUCUGGUUCAGACUCGACCCAAACCCGACUCGAACCAGACCCACCCAGAACCAAACCCAUUUUUAGAGAACCAACCCAGACCCAGACUCAAUGGAUCAGACUCGGGUAAGACCCAAACUCAUUCGAGAAUCAAAAAUACCCACCCGAACCAAUUCAACCCAAAUCCAACUCAAAUCCAAACCAUGUGGACUCGGGUACCCGGGUAAAAAUUGUUCUGAAAAAACAAUUCAAAUUUAUUCGAUAAUAUAAUAAUUAACCAGUUUUUUCCAGAAAUAUUUUAAAGAAGUUUAUGUUUCGCAAAUUUCAGAAAUUUUUAAAACCAUAACUAGCGGGUAUAGAGAAAAAAUUUCAGUUUUUGUUGAAUUUUUUCAACGAGAAUCAAAAUUUCGGUUUUUGUUGAAUUUUUUCAACGAAAAUAUUUGUAAAUCUGGAAGAGCUUCCAGUUUUACAAAUCCAUCAUUUUCGAGCCAAUUUUCAUGAUUUCAGUCUAAAAUUAUUUGAAAUUCAUUUAGUGGUCAUCAUUCGAGUAAUAUUCAAAGAAAGCGUUUGAAAAAAUAGUUGAAUAGUCGAUCAAUGAAAAUCGAAUAAAUGUUUCGAUAACUGGUGCAUUAUUUUAUUAUCGAAUAAAUUUGAAUUGUUUUUUCAGAACCAUUUUUACCCGGGUACCCGAGUCCACAUGGUUUGGAUUUGAGUUGGAUUUGGGUUGAAUUGGUUCGGGUGGGUAUUUUUGAUUCUCGAAUGAGUUUGGGUCUUACCCGAGUCUGAUCCAUUGAGUCUGGGUCUGGGUUGGUUCUCCAAAAAUGGGUUUGGUUCUGGGUGGGUCUGGUUCGAGUCGGGUUUGGGUCGAGUCUGAACCAGAACUGUUUUUUCGGGUUCGGUUCUGGGUAGUUCAUCCAUUUGUUUGUUCUGGAUCUGGGUCCAACCCGCUCGAACCAGACCCGAUCUGCCCCAAGAACCGACCCAGUUCGGAACCCUGUUAGAGACUGUGCGUAAAUUACAAACAAAUCCCCCCUAAAAAUCGUUCAAACUUACCUUAACAUCACAACGCUCAACAAUUCAAAUCAAUAAAAAUGUCUAAAAAAAAGCGAUUUCAAUAAGUUCCGCGAAACAACAUUGUAUUGUACAAGACGAGACCGUGAGAGACGCAGAGAAAAACACUGUGUACUUGACAGACAUUGACCGAAUUUGGACAAAUUUGCGCGAAAUGAGGAAAAAUGAAGCGGAAACUGGAUUUUAUGGCUAAUUUUGGGGGAAAAUCAAUGGUUUUAAGGAACAUUAAAAAAAAAGUUUUUUUUUUCAGAAACACGUGCCAAAUUUGAUAAUCUACAAUGUGACCAACUCGGUUUUGAUGAUUAUGUCGAUUUUGACGAUUCGAUUUGUCCCUGGAACUUUUGAAUUGGUUGGAAAUGUGAGUGAGAAAUUCACUGAACAUUUCAAGAAAGAAAAAAAUUGAAGUCAAAUUUUCUGCCUUCCAGACGCUCAAAAUAAUCCGAAAAUUUCGAUGGUCCACAAUUAUUCCGGUCUACUUGUGCUAUCUUCUUUUCUGCCUCUCAUUUGAAUUCAUGUUUGCUGCGCAAAUUGCCGAAGAUCGAUUGAAAUUGGGCGAUGAAUGGCAUGAACUGUUUUUUAAGAGUGAGGAUUUUAGAUGGGAUUUUGGGGCUGAAGAAAUGGAAGAAAUUUGAUAAUUCUGAAAUUUUAACUGAAAAAAUCUGAAAUUUAAGAGGAAUUUGGGGCUGAAAGACACCUCGUUAGCCUAGAAAAUGUUUGAAAAUUCUAAAAAUUUUUGAAUUAAAAAAUCUGAAAAUUUUUGAUUUUUCAUGAAUUUUCAGUCCCAAAAUAAAAAAAAAUUAAAAAAUACGUUUCAAGAUUUGAUAUUAUUUUUUUCAAAUUGUUUUUUCAAUUAAUGAUUUUACUAGCUGAACUUCAUACUGAAAUUAGAAAAUGCUCAAAAUUUAGCUGUAAAUUUGAAAAAUCGUGUGGUUUUUCAUUGAAAGUUUAUUACCAAAAUUUCUCCAAAAAUUCCGAUUUUCAGCAAGAUUUUCUCAUGAAAAUUUCCCACUUUUGCAGGCCACACAACUUGGGUCGACACAAAAAUUGAUCAAUUUCAUUGCAUCGUCGAUGAAUAUUGGAAAGUUAUGAACAUUUUUCGAACUUGGCUGAAUCCCUAUGAAGAAUAUCGUGCAAUUCUCAAUUCCACUUCUGGAAUUUUUUUCAAAAAUAUGUCGCUUGGAGAAUUUAUGAAGAUUAAGAAUAUGCCAGGUAGGGGAUUUUGGGGUGAUAGAUUAUCUGGAAGCCUAGAAAAAUCUGAAAUUUUUGGGCUGAAAGAUAAUCCGGAAGCUCAGAAAAUAUAUGAAAAUUGAAAACAAGCAGAAUAAAAGAAUAUUUAUGCUGUACAUUAUGAAAAAAACAAAUAAAUUUCAGUUAUUUAAAAAAUAUAAUUUCGUGGGCGUUCGGACAACAUUUUUUUCUUGAAUACUACCAUCAAUGGUUCCAAUCUCAGUGGAACCUCCAUGUAGGAAAAGGUAGCAAAAUUUUGUGGUUUACAAGCGCCAGAAUGGUGAUACUCACGUAGAUCAACCGGUUUUCUGAUCGUUGGGUUUGCUGGCUUUGAUGGUUCGAGUCAAUUUUCGCAGUUCGUGAUCCUGGGUGCUGGUGCGAGUGGUUUUCCAUAAUUGUAACUCAGAAUCCGAUAUCUCUCCUCUUUGUAUGCGGCGGUUUAUAAUUCUGCUACUCUCACUGUCCAGCUUUCGGUAACGUUUGAUGAAUCGACGUCGCCUUUGUAUUUCCGCGCGGCAAAUCCGUGCAGCGGGUCCAACAGGCGCCAAGUAUUGCGUUCCGCGAUGCUCCGUCGGUCAAUUUUGUGUUCGCUUGAAGGAAUCUCCGUGGAACAUCCAUGUAGGAAGAUCCCCCCCUUCCUCUUCACCAGGCCUAUCCCCUAGAUGAAUGAAUCAGAACGAGACAGAAAUGUAAGAAUUUAUUCAUAGCAAUUCUAAUUAAGCAGAAGCGACCGACCCAGAGUAUUUCUGAAGUCGGUUUAUAUACUAUCUGAAAUGGGCGGAGUUGAGUGGGCCGUUGUUGUAAUCGUAAUUUUCCGUGGGUUUUUUUUAAAAGAUAGUUUCGAGGUGUCUUCACAUUAUAUCUUUUUUCGUAAGAAUAAGUAGCUUGGAAUAGGUUUUUUACUACCCGGAUUAUAAGCUUUGUUGGAAAGAAACAUUCUUUCACAAAAAUUUACAAAGUCAUUUAAUGGGGUGAGUCAAUUUUAUUUUUUGACGAUUAAUUGACACAAAAAUUGAAACGUGAAAUUAAUCGCCCUUUAAGACUCACUUUUUUUGUCAAUUAAUCGCAAAAAACACGCCGAUUAAUUCGAUUGACUCACCCCAUAAGAAAAAUAACGGAAAAUAAAAAAAAAUUUCAUUGCAAAAGUUAAGGUAACUCCAGAUGAGUAUAAUCCCCUUGGGGUUUCACGAUUCAAAAGGGAACCCCUUUGAAAAUAAUAAUAAUAAAAUAUAAGAAGAGAAAAUUUUCAAGAGAAAAGAACGGAUAAAUAAAUCUGAACUUUUUACACAAUGUCCAACAUGUGUUAGGUGGGCACAGAUAUUUUCUAUACUUUUUUAAAGAAAAAAAAUUGGGGGACUUGAUUUGAGAUAAGGAUGUGAAUUCCGAGAGACAAGUUUUUCAGAGCGCCAAUUAGAUGUGAUAACUCAAAAAGUGGUCGAUAUUCUUCACAAAUAUAUGCUGAAACCACCGAAUCCAGCAUUGGCCAGAACGAAUGAUUUGAAAGGAUUGGUGUCCACUUAUUAUAACAAGACAUUGCAAUUACCGGUGAGGAGUUUUGAGGCACUUUUUGGGAAGAAAGUGGGAGGAGCUUGAAUUUGGAGCAUUUUGAUAGGAAAUAGAUGAGAGAAUUUUCUAUCCAAAAAUUGUAAUUUUACGAUUUUUAGUAAUUGAAGAAAUUCGCGUGGCAUUGCUCAGAUUUGAAAAUAAAUCUGUAGUUAAUUAUUCCAGCUUCAAGAAGAUGUGUUGUUCCUGAAAUUGGCAAUUCCAUUAAUGUCAAUGAUAACAAUAAUAAUUGGAAUAUCCGUAUCGAUUUUGGCAAUUUACCGUAAUUUUGCGUGGCAUUCAAAAUUAUUGAACGUUUUCGAAAAACUUCAAUUCAUCAUUUUAUUCAUUAUUUUUGCCAAAACUUUCAUUUUUGUGUGAGUUUUCUUCAGUUUUUCCCUUUUAAAAAAUUCCCAAAAAAACAUUUUCCAGAGUCGGUUUGGCGCAAGUUAGCGGAACUUAUGCGGUUCAACGAACUUUGAGCGGCGGGAAUUUUACGUUUUUGAAAAAUGCGAAAACUAAGCACGGCAUUUCGAUCGGCGAACUUUUUAGCGAUUCGUAUAGCACAAAUCGGACGAUUUAUCAACUGAUGGGAAGAAAUUGUGGGUUUUUACGGGGAGGGGUGGAAGUUGAAGAUGGGUUAGUAAAACUAGACUUUAGUUUGACCUAGUUUAGAGUUGAUGUUACUUAACAACAAACUACAAACAAAUAUGCAUAUAACUAGGUCAAAAUAAAGUAUAGUUUUACUCUAGCCAUUUUUUUCUCUCGCGGUUUUUUAUUCAAUCGUUUUUUUUUCUGAAAAAAAUAUAUUCCAGCAAAAUUUACGUUUCAAAAAUGUGAGAUUAUCAGAUUUAUAUUUGAAAAUUGAUGAACUUCGGACUUUAGCUAUUGAUCAGAAAAUAUUGAUUUUUUUAUAGCAAAUUCAAAUUUGAACCUCGGAAAUUUACGUUUAAAAAUUUUGAUAUCUUUGAAAAUUUUUUUGAUAAAGCUGGUUACACUUCCCUUCAAUAGAGAAAUGAAAAUUCACAAAUAAAGUUUCAAAUUUUGAUUUGAUCUACCUAAAAAUAAGUGCGCGAAAAAUUUGUUUUCUGUGUUUUUUUUUGUUUUUAUUUUGCAAAAAAAUCAAUUUUAUGUUGCCCACGUGGCUAAAAUUUGAGAUUUUUACUUAGAAUUUGCCAUGUGGAACUUCACAAUCUUUUUCGAAAAUGGAAAUAUUUUUUGAAAUUAUUUUUUCCAGGCUAUGGUUUUGAUUCUCGUCCCGAACGCUUCAAUCCCCAGAUUUUGCUCACCAAUUUCACAUUUCUCAACGCGAUUCUGGGCCCAAAAGCCAACGAAAACUUCAACACCAAACCAAUUUUCCGCCACUUCGCACAUCAUUUUGGAUUCCAACUCCAAGAAUCGCCGAGAUUUUUCAACGCCAUCUUCUUUUCGCUCAACUUUUCCCGCUUCACCAAUGCUAUUAUGAAACAUGUUAUUGUGCCGGUUAGCACCCCUGUUUGGUUGUUGGGUGAGUUUUUUGGAGGUUUUGCGGGGGGAAAUUUGGAAAAUUCAGAAAAUUUGUGACAAAAUGAGCCUAAAUAUGGUUAUGGUUACUGUAGGAAGAUUUUUGGUCUGAAAAUCUUGGAACUUGUCCAAUUUUCAUUCAACUUGGAUUUUUGUUUAAUAUGAGCAAUCAGAAAUCCCCUUUUGAAUAGAAAUUAGUACCCAGUUAAUAUGAGCAAUCGAAAUUUGUUGAUUAAUAUGAGCAAUGCUCCAGAAAUCCCAUUAUUAAUCAAAAAUGAUCAAUUUUUCUUGAAUUCAUAAAAUUUUUCUUGAAUUCAUUUUUCAAAUCCACGUGGUAUUGCUCAUAUUAAACAUUUCUAUAUUUCAGCAAUGAUGCCAGUCCUCCACUAUAUGAUUGCCCUUUAUGUGAUGUUUGCUAUUCCGAAAAUCAAGCGAAAAAAUUCGAGUUCGGCGAGCGAGGAAUUCAUUUUAGAAGGUGAUUGA
This is a messenger RNA of Caenorhabditis angaria, 9080 nucleotides long. Lineage: Eukaryota; Metazoa; Nematoda; Chromadorea; Rhabditida; Rhabditidae. The record is from the annotation of a GenBank genome assembly.